CCUCGCAUUGAAUUCUAUAUGAUAACAAAAAGAGUUAUAAUAUAGAGUUCGAUGGGUACUCAAAACGACUUGUAACUACUACUGUUUGCUGUUUGCUAAUUAGGGAAAACAUGGAACUCCAAGAUACGUUCUACAGCAAGUUCGAAUAUGUUGAAACAACUACAGGCAAUAAAGUGAGUCGUCAAGCUCAAAUUUAUGGCUCCCAAAAUAUUAUACUCAAUGGAAAAGUCAUUCUGCAGUCAGGAGUUAUGAUACGAGGUGAUCUAGCCAGUGUUAAAAUGGGACGAUAUUGUUUUGUUGGCCGAGGUUCAGUUGUGAGGCCACCAUGCAAAAAAUUCAGUGGAGGAUUUACUUAUUUUGCUCUUCAAAUUGGAGAUCAUGUUCAUAUAGGUGAACAAAGUGUUGUUCAAGCAGCUAUCAUUGGAUCUUAUGUUCAUAUAGGAAAAAAUGUUGUUAUUGGUAAAAGAUGUAUACUAAAAGAUUGCUGCAUGGUAGGAGAUAACACAAUACUUGCUCCUGAUACCGUAGUCCCUUCAUUUGCUUAUUAUUCUGGUUCCCCAGGCAUGCAAAUCGGUCAACUACCAGUUUGUACUCAAGAUUUAUCAAUUGACUAUACAAAGUCAUUUUAUGAUCACUUUGUUCCAUCUAUUGAUAAUUUAUAAGUUUCUAAGUUAUUACAUUUUUUUUUAACACAGCUUCCUUUAAUUUAAAACUUGUACAA
Molecule: messenger RNA, 721 nt
Organism: Sipha flava (yellow sugarcane aphid)
Lineage: Eukaryota; Metazoa; Arthropoda; Insecta; Hemiptera; Aphididae
Gene: DCTN5-p25
Product: dynactin subunit 5
Exons: 5
Coding region: 111-662 (183 amino acids)
Source: RefSeq, a predicted model, not a curated record